Molecule: messenger RNA, 912 nt
Organism: Toxotes jaculatrix (banded archerfish)
Lineage: Eukaryota; Metazoa; Chordata; Actinopteri; Toxotidae
Gene: crx
Product: cone-rod homeobox
Exons: 3
Coding region: 1-912 (303 amino acids)
Biological process (GO): multicellular organism development; regulation of transcription by RNA polymerase II
Cellular component (GO): nucleus
Molecular function (GO): RNA polymerase II cis-regulatory region sequence-specific DNA binding; DNA-binding transcription factor activity, RNA polymerase II-specific
Source: RefSeq, a predicted model, not a curated record
AUGAUGUCCUACAUAAAGCAACCCCAUUACACCAUGAACGGGUUAAAUUUGCCUGGCCCCGGAAUGGAUGUGCUUCACACAACCGUCGCUUAUCCAUGUAAGUGGUCUCUUGGGUUUGCAGCUACACCCCGGAAGCAGCGCAGGGAGCGCACCACCUUCACCCGGACACAGCUGGACAUCCUGGAGGCGCUGUUCUCCAAGACCCGCUACCCAGACAUCUUCAUGAGGGAGGAGGUGGCCCUCAAAAUCAACCUGCCUGAGUCACGUGUGCAGGUCUGGUUUAAAAACCGCCGUGCCAAGUGUCGUCAGCAGCAGCAGCAGAGCAGCGGCCAAUCCAAGCCCCGCCCUCCCAAGAAGAAGGCCUCUCCAGUCCAGGAGCCCAGCGCCCCAGAUCCUGUUCCUAACCCAUCUAGCUCCUACAGCCCCUCUUCUGCUCAGUCAGGCCCCAGCCUGGCGCCAAGCUCCAGCACUGGAAACACAGCUGUGUCCAUCUGGAGCCCGGCCAUCUCGCCCCUGCCCGACCCCCUGGCCUCCUCCUCGGCCCCUUGCAUGCAGCGGCCCUCACCUUAUCCUAUGAGCUAUGGCCAGCCGUCAGCUUACACCCAGGGCUAUGCCAGCACCACCUCCUAUUUCACCGGCUUGGACUGUAGCGCCUACCUGUCCCCCAUGCACUCGCAGCUGUCAGGCACCGGAGGCGCGCUCAGCCCCAUCACCGUGCCCUCAAUGGGGGGCUCCUUAAGUCAGUCCCCAGCCUCGCUGUCCUCUCAGGGCUACAGCACAGCCUCCUCCCUGGGCUUCACCUCUGUUGACUGCCUGGACUACAAGGACCAGCAGGCCUGGAAACUGGGCUUCACCACAAUGGACUGCCUGGACCACAAAGACCAAAACUCCUGGAAGUUCCAGGUGCUCUAG